CAUAUUGCGUUAGGCUUCUACUAGGAGUCGUUUCCAAGUUCAUGACUGUCAAACUGACUGUUAGUAUGUGGUCGGUAUUUACUCCAACCCAAAUGUCAGCAACAGGAUAAAUACCCAGAAGAGACUGGAAGGUAUUUUCUAACUCUCCUGGAAAAUGGAACUUGGUGUCAUUAAGCUCUCAUCUUCCUCAGCUCUCAAUCUUCAGGAUUUUUCAUCACCUGUUGGUAGGAAACUGAUUAACAAACCUUCACUUCCUAAACCAUUUCUUCAACUUAAUGGCAGACCGCAGACCUUCCUCAACCAACUAAACUCUGAUCGUCUCCCUCCGAGAACGUCGAAAAGAUCCAUAUUAGCACAAUCUGGAAGUCAGGGUUGGGACUUGGGUAGAUUCUUGAAAACGUUAUUCUUCUUCAAUGAACCCCCCUCUCCUGCUAAGAUCAUUGAGUCUCUAGUCAGCAAACUAUCCAACCCGUCACCUAGUGAACCAGUAAAGAGAAUGGAAACUUCUGGCACUGUCCUAGUGGCUGGAGCAACUGGUGGUGUAGGUCGAAGGGUAGUCAACAUCUUAAGGAAGAAAGGAAUGCCAGUUCGAGUAUUGGUUAGAAAUGAAGAGAAAGCAAGACAGAUGUUAGGCCCGGACAUUGACUUGAUUGUUGGAGACAUUACUAAGGAGAGUACUUUGAUCCCCGAGUACUUCAAAGGAGUCAGGAGAGUGAUUAAUGCUGUUUCUGUCAUUGUUGGUCCAAAGGAAGGGGACACUCCUGACAGGCAAAAAUACAGCCAAGGUAUCAAGUUCUUUGAACCAGAGAUCAAGGGAGAUUCGCCUGAAAAGGUGGAGUACAUUGGGAUGAAAAAUUUGAUUAAUGCUCUAAAACAAAGUGUUGGACUUCAAAAUGGAAAGCUACUAUUUGGAUAUGAAGGUAAUAAUUAUAGGGAAUUGACUUGGGGAGCUUUAGAUGAUGUUGUGAUGGGUGGAGUGAGUGAAAGUACAUUUCUGAUCGACCCAAAUGGCAGUGAAAAUGGUGGACCAACUGGACUUUUUAAAGGAGUUGUUUCCACUGCAAAUAACGGUGGGUUUACAAGCAUCAGAACAAAGAAUCUAUCAACACCUGAGGAUCUCUCUGCAUAUGAUGGUUUAGAGCUGCGCCUUAAAGGUGAUGGUCGUUGUUAUAAACUAAUUGUUCGGACAAGUGGUGAUUGGGAUACUGUUGGUUACACAGCAGGCUUUGACACUGUAAAAGACCAGUGGCAGACAGUACGGCUUCCAUUUUCUUCUUUGAGGCCGAUUUUUCGUGCAAAAACUGUACCAGAUGCACCACCAUUUGACCCGAGCAAUAUUGUGUCACUGCAGCUUAUGUUCAGCAAGUUUGAAUAUGAUGGAAAACUCAAUCCUACUUUUGUGGAAGGGGAAUUUAAGCUCCCAGUUUCAAGCAUAAGGGCAUAUCUGAAAGAUCCUAUAACUCCCAGGUUUGUACACGUAGGCUCUGCAGGAGUUACCCGGCCUGAAAGACCUGGACUUGAUCUAAGUAAACAACCUCCUGCUGUGCGGUUGAACAAGGAAUUGGAUUUUAUCCUGACUUUCAAAUUGAAGGGGGAGGAUUUAAUUCGGGAAAGUGGAAUUCCAUAUACAAUUGUGAGGCCUUGUGCAUUAACUGAGGAGCCUGCUGGAGCAGAUCUCAUUUUUGACCAAGGAGACAAUAUAACGGGUAAGAUAUCAAGAGAAGAGGUUGCUCAAAUUUGUGUUGCUGCAUUAGAAAGCCCAUAUGCUACUGGCAAGACAUUUGAGGUUAAAAGUGUUAUACCAUUUAGCGAGCCAUUUACAGUAGACCCUGAAAAUCCACCCCCUGAGAAGGACUACGAUGUUUACUUUAAAACUUUGAAGGAUGGAAUUACAGGAAAAGAAGUCUUAGAACAAAAUCCUGUACCAGUAUAAUGCUUAUGCAAUAUGCAUAGAGCUAUGUUCAACAUUAACCUGUGUAUAUAUACCCCUACAGGAGGAAAAGGAAGAGGUUUCUAGAGGAACAUAUAACUGAAGAAGAUUAUAGGGUUCUGUAAGAAACAAUGACUCGACUUAAAAGGUUUUCACAUGAAAUAAUAGGUUCAUUCUUUUGAAAGGGUGAACAUAUUCUGUUAAGAAACAUGAUAUAUUCAGUAUAUGCAUCUCUUUUGAUUUUUUUUUGA
This is a messenger RNA of Rosa rugosa (rugosa rose), 2181 nucleotides long. Its product is annotated as protein HIGH CHLOROPHYLL FLUORESCENCE PHENOTYPE 173, chloroplastic. The transcript has 17 exons. The record is from RefSeq and is a predicted model, not a curated record. Bases 155 to 1933 code for a protein of 592 amino acids. NCBI's taxonomy places the organism in Eukaryota, Viridiplantae, Streptophyta, Magnoliopsida, Rosales, Rosaceae. Gene Ontology annotation, biological process: NADH dehydrogenase complex assembly. Gene Ontology annotation, cellular component: chloroplast stroma.